AUGUCAGACCAGCCGGCCGACCAGGCAGCACAGAUCGGAAAUUAUCAGCAAGGGAUACCAGCGAUGCAACAACCGAAAAGUGUGGCUUUUCCCUUCUGGGCCGGCAGGUAUUAUGCUGAAACUGGCCCAGAGCAGCAGCUAUCCCCAGGGUCUGCUAUCGGCCUCACUCCAAACCACAAUCGUCCUACUCACCUUACCUACUUAGGCAGUAGAUCUCCUACUGGCAGUGGCCAUGAUACCUUCAUCUGUUGCUAUUGGACGUACUUCUGGGCUAUCUUUCUUGGGAGAAACAACGAGGACAACGCCCCCAACGCCACGAUAUUCUCGGUGGCUCCAUGA
Aspergillus vadensis CBS 113365 is the source of this 339-nucleotide messenger RNA. RefSeq lists its product as uncharacterized. The coding region runs from base 1 to 339 and encodes 112 amino acids. The transcript has a single exon. The record is from RefSeq and is a predicted model, not a curated record. NCBI's taxonomy places the organism in Eukaryota, Fungi, Ascomycota, Eurotiomycetes, Eurotiales, Aspergillaceae.